Molecule: messenger RNA, 2758 nt
Organism: Passer domesticus (house sparrow)
Lineage: Eukaryota; Metazoa; Chordata; Aves; Passeriformes; Passeridae
Gene: DMTN
Product: dematin actin binding protein
Exons: 17
Coding region: 255-1457 (400 amino acids)
Biological process (GO): lamellipodium assembly; actin filament bundle assembly; cytoskeleton organization
Cellular component (GO): plasma membrane; actin cytoskeleton
Molecular function (GO): actin filament binding
Source: RefSeq, a predicted model, not a curated record
CCGGUGCCGCUCCCGGAGCCGCUCCCGGUGCGGCGGGCGGGGGGCGGUCGCUGUGGCAACGCGCGUGCGGCGCAGGGGCGGUCGGCGAUGCUCGGCGCGGGGCUGGCUCCCGGCGGAGCGGCAGCGCAGCCUGCGGCGGGCCAUGGGCUCCCCUGAAGAGGGAACACCCGAGCCCGGCGUCGGCGCCCAGAGGGAUGUGGAGCCACAGAGGCAGCGGAGCCUGUGACUGACACAGCCCGGCCGGCCCCAGCUGAAUGGAAAGACUGCAGAAGCAGCCUCUGACCUCCCCUGGGAGCGUCUGCUCUUCCCGCGGAUCCAGCGUUCCCGGCUCUCCCUCCAGCAUCGUGGCCAAAAUGGACAACGAGGUCCUGGGCUACAAGGACCUGGCUGCCAUCCCCAAGGACAAGGCCAUCCUGGACAUCGAGCGCCCCGACCUGAUGAUCUACGAGCCGCACUUCACCUACUCGCUCAUGGAGCACGUGGAGCUGCCCCGCAGCCGCGAGCGCUCCCUGUCUCCCAAAUCCAUGUCUCCUCCUCCAUCUCCAGAGGUCAUCCGGGAGUGGCUGGAGAGCCGCCCCCCCAGCAGCACCCCGCUGCCCCCCUCGCGCCAGGGCCCUGCCCCCACCCGCAGCAGCGUCCAGCACUUCCACCGGCCCGAGACCGACACCACAGAGCUCAACAUUUACAAGAAGCCCCCGAUCUACCGGCAGAGAGACCACCAUUCCAGCGCCCACCACGGGAAGCACCUCAUCGAGGACCUGAUCAUCGAAUCCUCCAAAUUCCCGGCGGCGCAGCCCCCGGAUCCCAACCAGCCCGCCAAGAUCGAGACCGACUACUGGCCCUGCCCGCCGUCGCUGGCCGUCGUGGAGACCGAGUGGAGGAGGCGGAUGGCGUCCAAGAGAGGGGAGGAGGAGGAUGAGGAUCUGACGGAGGAGAUGAAGAACCUGCGGGAGCUCCAGCGGCAGGAGCUGAGCAAGGUCACCUCCAACCUCGGGAAGCUGAUCCUGAAGGAGGAGAUGGAGAAGUCGCUCCCGAUCCGGAGGAAAACUCGCUCGCUGCCGGACCGGACGCCUUUCCACACGUCGCUCCACACGAGCUCCAAGAGCUCCUCCCUCCCCGCCUCCGGCCGGAGCACCCUCACCCGGCUGCAGUCGGCAGAGUUCGGCUCGGCGGGGAGCGAGAAGGGCAGCCCAGCCCUGCAGAACGGCCAGCGCGGGCGCAUGGACAGAGGGAACUCGCUGCCCAGCAUGCUGGAGCAGAAGAUCUACCCCUAUGAGAUGCUGAUGGUGACGAACCGAGGCCGCGUGAAGCUCCCGCCCGGCGUGGACAGGACCAGGCUGGAGCGCCACCUGUCCCCCGAGGACUUCCUGAAGGUGUUCGAGAUGUCGCCGGAGGAGUUCGGCAAGCUGGCCCUGUGGAAGCGCAACGAGCUGAAGAAGAAAGCCUUCCUCUUCUGAGUCCUCCUCGGGCCAGCUCCGUCCCUGCCGCGCCGUGUCACCGCUUUAGGGCUCUCAGCCGGUUUUUAUUGGGGUCCCCCCGUCCCCCAGCCCCCCCAGAUCUGCCCCCCCCGCCUCUCUCCUGCUGCCGGAUGGGGCUGGGGGCACCGAGCCCGCCUGGCACGGGGGGCUGGGCACGGUUCUGCCAGGAGGGGAGGGCUGGGGGGGUCUCUGGGCUUUGUGCCCCCCUUUUUCCCCCUGAACGUGCCUGGCUCUGCUUUGGGCUCUGCCAGGGGGGCUCUGGGGGGUCCCCUCCUCCCUGCGGGUCCGCUGCCCCCAGCGCCCACCCCGGGGUGCCCCCCGAGGUGCCCCUGUGCCCCACCCUGAGGCUGGGGAGGAGCCUGGGGGCUCACACUGCCACACCGACGCUCUCCCGGCAAAGCCAGGCCCAAAUCCCAGCUUAACCCCCCCCAGCUCUGUGCCCCCGUCCCUCCUGUGCCAGGGCUGCAGAGGGACCCCAAGGACACUGCCAACCCCCCCUGUGCCCCCCGGCUCCGGGCUGGGCAGGGGGAGCACCCCGGGGGGGCAGGGGGGUGGGGGUCCCUGGGGCAGCUCCUGGAGCUUUCCAGCUGGGGAUGGGGGGCACAGGGGCGAUGAUUUGGGGGACACAGGGGCGAUGAUUUGGGGGACACAGGUGUGAUGACUUGGGGGGCACAGGAAGGCACUGGAGUGAUGAUUUGGGGGGGCGCAGAAGGGUGCUGGAGUGAUGAUUAGGGGGGCAUAGGUGUGAUGAUUUGGGGGGCACGGGAGGGCACGGGGGCGAUGAUUUGGGGGGCACAGGUGUGAUGAUUUUGGGGGCCCAGGAGGGCGCUGAGCUGGCACGGAUGAUGAGCUGGGCAGUGGACUGGAGCAGGGCUCGAUGGCACCGCGGCUCCCACCGUCCCCUCCCGGCCAUGCCGACAGGGCUCGGCGCCUUCCCUCGCCCCCUCCCCUCUCCAGGCACACGUUUUGGGCAGGACCCCUCUCUCCCCGCACCCCCCGCCCCCUCCACGCUCCCCGGUUUUUGUUUCCAGCCACUUUCCAGCCGCUAGACCUUGUUGGGAUGUAAAGAAUGUAAUUUAUCGGGAAUUCACUGGCCCAUACUCGCCUUUCACUGCUACAAACGACAUAUCUAUAAAUAUAUAUAUAAAUAUGGGUUGUUUUCGGACUGGACUACAGUGAUUCACUUUCUCUGUUUUUGUUAGAGUUUAUUUUAUUUGCUGGUGUCGGAGAAUCCGCGUGAGAGUGAUUUUUUGCUUACAAUUAAAGGUGAAAUGGCUUUA